CUACCUGAGUCGAGUAUCUAUCCCCGUUUACGAACAAACACCCCGCACCCUCACAGAUGCGGCGCAUGAAACUAUGUUCGAGAAUUUCGACCAUCUUGUUGUUGCCACUGGUCGGUAUCACUUCCCUCACGAAGGGAACUUCCCAGGGAGGGAGACAUGGCUGGCACAUAGAAAUAACUUGUCGAACGGGUCUCGGGACAUCCGCCACUCCAUUUGGUAUGAAGACGCUACUCCGUAUGUGAACAAAACCGCUCUCGUGGUCGGAGGCGGCGCGAGUGCCCAAGAUAUUACCAGGUUUGUAGCUGAGGUAGCGUCAAAGGUGUAUCAAUCUAUAUCGAAGAAAAGUAUUUACCCACCUGGUGGUGACAUAAUACGGAAAGCACGGCUUUCCCACUUCACUCGCGAUGCGGUCCACUUCGAGGAUGGAUCGUUUGAAACGGAUAUCGAUUCGGUUAUUCUCGCUACCGGCUAUGAGCUGAGGGUGCCUUUUCUCGAAGUGGGCGGCUCGCUCAUUUACGAUCCAACAGUCACGUCACGAAAUACGACCCACAUACACCCACCCCCGCACCUACCUCUCACCUCCAAUGGUCCUUACGUGAGACCGCUUUAUAGACAUACUAUGAGCCUUAGCUCGCAAUUCCCACCUACCGCGUUGUUUGUCUUGUCCUUCGCCCGACAUCCCCCACCACAAGCAACUGCUGUUGCACAGAGUAUAUUUGCAACGCGCCUUAUCGCCAAUCCCGCACUUGUUGAUCCUCACAGGAUCAAGCUUCUAAGGGAACUUGAAGAAUACGAGGAACGGCUGCGUAAUAUUGGUCUUAAUCCCGAUGUAAGCGGCCAUCGGUUGGUUGAUUGGAAUCAUGACUAUCAGGAAAGUAGCAACUUUCAAGAAAGUCUCAUUAAUUUCCUAAUGGAAAGGAACGUUACUCGACUCCCUCUUCGAGGAAGUAAUCAUACAUAUGUAGAAGACUGGCGGAGAAGGAUGGAUACGAAUCCUUCGUUGGUUGUCACCAAUAAAAACUGGCUAGAACUAGAGGCUCGUGGAGAGACCGAGGCGCUUUUACGAGGGAGGGAAAAGGAGGAAGAUUGGAUCGAGCUUUUGGACUGUUUGAGGGCCCUGGAUGGGACGAAACAACCUACUUGCCAGGCAUCAACACCCUUGCAGCCUGCUUACAUCUCAUCUGGUCAUAACAGCUGUGCCGUCGAAAGAAGAUAAUUUCCGGUUGGAAUGGGAUGGUCGUUUUAUUCAAGGUAUUUGUAACCGGCAAUGACGUCAACGGGUUCAGGAUAUAUACACCUCAAUCUGAAAGUCACUAGGUUCACUUAUGCAGUCUUGGGGACAAGUUUCUGUGACGGUGAGAGGUAUCUUGUGUUGGGAAUUCAACAGCUACUUAGGGCGCUUAGAGUGGCUAUGGGCUUAAGGUGGUGUGGCCAGAACUUUAUUCAAUUGCCGUGCCCCACGCGUCUUGAUAAUCGCUUGGAUCGACCUCAACGCGCUAACAUAAACGCCGUGCAUUUUACUCGUUCUACGCCCCCCUCAGUGAAGCUGAGGUGUGAGCGACAUUCUAAUUUGUUAUGAUUUUUACUAACAAAGUCAUGUACGAUACUUCGAUACUUCGCGAUCCAGUCCUUAGCACAGAUUUUGAG
This is a messenger RNA of Cantharellus anzutake, 1647 nucleotides long. RefSeq lists its product as uncharacterized. The record is from RefSeq and is a predicted model, not a curated record. The annotation marks the transcript as partial. The transcript is spliced from 3 exons. NCBI's taxonomy places the organism in Eukaryota, Fungi, Basidiomycota, Agaricomycetes, Cantharellales, Hydnaceae. Gene Ontology annotation, molecular function: flavin adenine dinucleotide binding; N,N-dimethylaniline monooxygenase activity; NADP binding.